AUGGCUCUCUUCAACCAAAGUUCAUACCUUCUCCCAGCACAAAAUUUCAAGGCUUUUCUCAUCAAAACUGGCUUCUUCUUCUUGCUACUUAUAACAAAAGGCAACUCAGUUGUCUUCAACUUCAGCUCUUUUCAGCCAAACAUGCCUCAAAUAUCAUUCCAAGGUGAAGCAUUCGCAAAUGGUGUUUUACAGCUCACAAGGAACGAUGCUAUUGCUUCUCUUAAUAGCAGUGUUGGCCGAGCCUCAUAUGGCCAGCCAGUCCAGCUUUGGGAUGCCAAAACUGGAAGGCUCACAGACUUCACCACCCAUUUCUCCUUCACAAUCCAAGCACUCAAUGAAUCAUUGUAUGGAGAUGGCAUGUCCUUCUUCAUAGCACCUUUCGAUUCUGAAAUCCCCAACAACUCGUCUGGUGGACGCCUCGCGCUUUUCAGUCCUCAAACAGCUUUCAACAAGUCUGCCAACAGUAUUGUUGCGGUUGAGUUUGAUAGUUUUCGAGAUGAAUGGGAUCCCAGCUCUGAUCAUGUUGGAAUUAAUGUCAAUUCCAUUGUUUCAGAUGCAAAUGUCACAUGGAGUAGCAGUAUCAAAGAUGGAAGACGAGCAAAUGCUUGGCCACUGGGCAAUGGGUUGAAUUACAUAAUGUUCACUCUUGGUCUUUUAACUCUACUUUGGAGGCUACAGAUGAGAAAGAAGGAAACAGAGCUGGACUUAUAAUUGGUUUAGUGGUAGGUUUCUCUGUAUUGGGUUGUG
This is a messenger RNA of Cannabis sativa, 747 nucleotides long. RefSeq names its product lectin 7-like. The transcript has 2 exons. The record is from RefSeq and is a predicted model, not a curated record. Gene Ontology annotation, molecular function: carbohydrate binding. NCBI's taxonomy places the organism in Eukaryota, Viridiplantae, Streptophyta, Magnoliopsida, Rosales, Cannabaceae. Bases 1 to 711 code for a protein of 236 amino acids.